Messenger RNA from Arctia plantaginis, 750 nucleotides. The record is from the annotation of a GenBank genome assembly. Lineage: Eukaryota; Metazoa; Arthropoda; Insecta; Lepidoptera; Erebidae.
AUGGCUACUACGAAAAAUCCUGAAACAAACUGUAACAGAAAUGUUCUUAGACGUGACGUGGAAGCAAUAAAGAAGGAGCUAUUACAUGAAGACUGGGCCGCCUUACUAGACAACGUGGAUAUAAACCAGGCGGGCUCCCUCGGCCAGUGUAUCAACCGUGCCGCUUUCGGUGCGCCUGGAUACGCCACUCCUCAUGCCUGGCCAGGUACCGGAAUAAUACAAGAUGGAUUAGCUGCCUCUGCCAUUUCAUGCGAUGGACUUAAUGCUGCAGGAAGAAGAGUCGGAGUCUCUGAAGGAGUUUACCCAGCAGUUGCUUCUGCCUUGGAAAUCACACCUACUACUGGUGGUGCCCUAGCUGUUACAAGUAGUUCAGCUAUUCCUCCUACUGGAAUCUCCGUAGUAUCUGAUAAUGCUUAUGAAGGUGCUUUAGCUGUGGCUGGAGAAUUGCCGUUUGUGGGCACUGCAGCAGUUGAAGGUGAAGUGCCAUCUGCCGGUGCAGGAGCUAUUAAUCAUGCCUGCGGGGAUGGAGUUACUGCUAUGACAAGUGAGACUGCUUCCUUUGUGUCUGAGGCUGCUAUUGCUCCCGUCGCAGCCAUAUCACCAGUUGCAGAAGCUGUAGCUCCAACAACUGCUGCCUUGACACCCAUUUUGCCACUAUCUCCUGCUAACCGCUUCGGUCCCAAUUCAGGUCUCGGUCUUGGCAAUAGAUUUCCCGGCCGUGGUUGUGGAGGUCGGGGUUUAAUGUACUAA